AUGGAGUCAGUUGGAACGGCGCUAAAUACAGUCCCCGUCCUCUGCCUGGAGAAUAUAGAUUUCCCUGCCCCACCUCUGGAAGAAAGAAACAGAACUAUUAGCUCCGAGCGUUACUUCCUGUCUGCUAAUGAGUACAGCCAGGAACUGAAACAGAUCGAUGCAGACCAGCUCACGCUGUAUAGCGUUGGUGCGAUCAGCCAACAAUCAUAA
This is a messenger RNA of Podarcis lilfordi (Lilford's wall lizard), 210 nucleotides long. NCBI's taxonomy places the organism in Eukaryota, Metazoa, Chordata, Lepidosauria, Squamata, Lacertidae. The record is from the annotation of a GenBank genome assembly.